AUGGCAACCGAAAUCGCAAACGUGCCCUCCUCGCCAUCUCGGCAACAACAAAAGCUCUCGGUGCUCGAAGGUCCCGUAGAUCCUCCGCUUGUUGACUUUACAUUGGGCGAGCUUCUUGAGCUACAAACAUACCAGCAUGGCAACCAGGAGUGUCUUGUCAUUCCAUGGACCGGUGCUCGUUGGACGUAUAACGAGCUGAGCCAGCAGAGCUUUUCUUUGGCGCAAUCUCUGCUAGAUAUGGGGAUUGGGGUUGGUGACCGCGUCGCAAUCAUGGCAGGAAACUGUGAACAAUAUGCUGCUGUCUUCUUCGCCGUGGCCAAGAUUGGUGCCAUUCUUGUCAUUCUCAACAACACAUAUACCCCAACUGAGGCUAUGUAUGGCCUGAAGUUUUCUGAUAGUAAACUUCUGUUCACAACACCACAAAUUGGACGGCUCGAUCAGACACAACUGCUACAGCAGCUCGAAAACAAAAAGACCGUCCCCAAGGUUGUGAUGCUCCGGGGAGACGAGACCGGCAAGUAUGAGACCUAUGAAGGUUUGGUAAAUGCUGGGCGUCGACGAAACCACCAAAGACUGUAUCAAGCCAUGACAAAGGUGCUCCCUCAUCAAGUGGUCAAUCUUCAAUUUACAAGUGGGACGACCGGACUCCCCAAGGCUGCUAUGCUCACACACCAUAAUUUGGUCAAUAAUUCUCGGUUUAUUGGCGAUCGCAUGCGUCUUGGACCUGUUGAUGUACUGUGUUGCCCUCCACCACUGUUCCACUGCUUUGGCUUGGUGCUUGGUCUUCUUGCUGUCAUCACUCACGGCGGCAAGAUUGUGUACCCAGCUGAGGUCUUUGAUAUCCAGGCAACGCUUCAAGCAAUCUCUGAUGAGCAAUGCACUGCUGUUCAUGGAGUUCCUGCCAUGUUCGACUCGCUCUUCCAAGCCAAAUGGCCCGACAACUUCAGUUGCGAUAAUCUGCGCACUGGAAUCAUUGCUGGCGCACCAGUGCCGCGAUAUUUGAUGGAGCUUCUUGUCAACCGAUUCGGAAUGACUGAGUUUACCAGCAGCUACGGUCUCACUGAGGCAUCACCCACUUGCUUUAACGCAUUUACCGACGAUUCCAUCGAUACUCGACUGACAACUGUCGGUACACUGAUGCCUCAUGCCAAAGCCAAGAUCGUUGAUCGUGAUGGAAACAUUGUUCCCAUCGGAGAGCGUGGAGAGCUUUGUAUUGGCGGUUACCAGCUUCAGGCCGGAUACUGGAACAACUCGGAGAAGACCAACGAAACCAUGGUCCGGGAUAGUUCGGGCAUUCUUUGGCUUCAUACCGGUGACGAAGCUGUGUUUGAUGCGAAUGGGUACUGUUCAAUUACCGGUCGUUUCAAAGACAUUAUUAUUAGAGGUGGAGAGAACAUCUAUCCACUCGAAAUCGAAGAACGUUUGAUGGACCAUACUGCCGUUACUCGCGCCAUUGUGGUUGGUCUCAAGAACAAGCAUUAUGGCGAAGUCGUAGGUGCUUUUGUUGAGCUGGCCGACGGUCAUCAGAAGCCAACAUAUGAGGAGCUCAAGGACUGGUGCCGCAAGAGACUUGGUGGUCACAAGUCGCCAGCUCACGUUUUCUGGCUGGGAGAUGAUAAUGUACCUGCGACAGUCCCCCUGACGGGAAGUGGCAAAGUGCGCAAAUUCGAGAUGGCAAAGCUGGGCGAUGACCUCCUACGAAAGCAGGAAAAGGCAUCGAAGCUGUAA
Fusarium coffeatum is the source of this 1728-nucleotide messenger RNA. RefSeq lists its product as uncharacterized. The record is from RefSeq and is a predicted model, not a curated record. The transcript has 3 exons. Bases 1 to 1728 code for a protein of 575 amino acids. NCBI's taxonomy places the organism in Eukaryota, Fungi, Ascomycota, Sordariomycetes, Hypocreales, Nectriaceae. Gene Ontology annotation, biological process: fatty acid metabolic process. Gene Ontology annotation, molecular function: medium-chain fatty acid-CoA ligase activity.